UUACUCUUUCUGCAGCACGUCGAAAGUAUCGCAGUCGCGUUUUCCACACACGAAUUUUUUAAGGCUAAAUUUGUGCAAAGAUUUCAUUAAGUUAACGUUAAGUGAUUAAUUUAAAAAUAUAGAAUUUAUAAAAUUUAGAAUUUUGUGAAUUUUUUGCAAGUAAGCUGAUAAAAAUCGGGGUCGGGUAAGUGGGUAAAAAAUUGGCUGGAAAAAACGUAUUUUUCGGUGUGUGGUGUGUGUGCGGGUAGAAAAAAAACGCGCUGCUGUGGUGGGGAAUUCGAACUGCCGCUGCUGCUGCUCUCGCCAUUUUGAGUCGAAUAAAAUUUUUCUGCCUCCAAUACGACAAAAAGGCAUUCACUGAAAAGGAGAUUCUGAAAAUAGAAGUCUGUAUAUUGCGGUCUUCCAAUAUUUGGAGACAUUUAAAUAAGUGGAAAGCGCCAAAAAGGCGAGUUUGAGGCGGGAAGAUAUCGAUAAUAAACAAUAAGCAGUCAGAAGAACUUAAAGCCACUACAGGAGCUCAAAGGUAAACCAUAGGAGACGGCAAUAAUAUCCUUUGAGCAUUGGGGCGUGAUUACACGCAAAUUUUUAUAGUCUGUAGUCUUGGCUUUUUACGGUGCGUAGGUGUCUGGACGGUGGAGUAGAAAUUGAACUGAUAAAAAAGCAAAAGACGAAGGAAAGACAACGAUAAAACGAUACGAAAAUGGCGCAUUCAACAGCGACUAUAGUCACAGCAACAACUUCAGCCGCUGCCGCAUCGGCGACAAGUGAAAUCAACUGUAUAAUCCAGGAUGUAAAUGGCAAGCUUGUCAAGAUACUGAGUCCAAAGGAUAUAAAGCAGGAAACACUCGGUAACGCAAGUGGCGGUUCCCGUAACUCCAGCGCGGGCUCACACACACAGUUGGCUACUUCAAGUCAACAACAGUAUUUGAGCCGAUAUAAUUUACAAAGUGGCGAUAGUAAUAACACAUAUACCGUUAUAUCAACUCAAAGCAGUGGCGGCAAACAUCAGCCGACAUUCACAGCGAUUAAGUACGAAACGCCCGACACGGUCACCAUCAAAACGGAGGAGCGUUAUACAAAAUAUACACCAAAUACUAAUAUAAAAAUGAAAUCAAAACUACACAGUACUAGUAGCCCACAUUCUAAUUCGGCACGAAGGCAACGCAAGCCUGAAAAAGCGGGUAAAGGGUUGCGACAUUUUGCUCUUAAGGUUUGUGAAAAAGUCAAGGAAAAGGGUGUUACAACAUAUAAUGAAGUGGCCGAUGAAUUGGUUGCCGAGGAACUACAUAUGAAUUCCAUAGAUUCAGCAAACUGUGAUCAAAAGAAUAUACGUCGGCGUGUUUAUGAUGCGCUCAACGUUCUUAUGGCCAUGGAAAUAAUAUCAAAAGACAAAAAGGAGAUACGUUGGAUAGGCUUGCCAUCAAACUCAGCUGAGCAAUGUUCUGAGCUGGAAAGACAAAAUGAAGAGUGUCGCCAACGCAUACAACAGAAACAUCAACAAUUAAAUGAGCUGUUGCUGCACCAAGUCGCUUUCAAGAGCUUAAUCGAACGCAAUAAGGAAGCAGAACGGCAAGGCAACGUGCCAACACCCAAUUCAUCCAUACAGCUACCCUUUAUCAUAGUUAAUACGCACAAAUCAACAAAAAUUAAUUGCAGCGUUACGAAUGACAAAUCCGAGUACAUUUUCAAAUUUGAUGAUCAAUUCGAGAUGCACGAUGACGCCCAAGUACUGAAACGCAUGGGAUUACUUGGAGGUUUGGACAAGGGCGAGUGCUCACACGAAGACAUCGAACGAGCAAAGAAUUUGGUACCACCGAAUUUCGAGAAGUACAUAGAAGCUUAUGGCAAUGGCAAAGGUUUGGCAUGUGACUCGGAUGACGAUACCAUGAGCGGCUAUGCUGAACUUACGAAUGAGUCGUCAUCACAUGGUUAUUCUCGCGGUAAUGGUCGUGGUUGUGCUAAAACUGGUGAUGAUGAUGAUGACGAUGAAGAUUUUAAUAGCGAUAUUGAUUGAGGCGAAUUCAUGGUUGCGUACAAUAACAGCAACAAUACAUACAACUACAAAAUAAACAGCUGCAACAGCAACAAUAACAAUAAUCUAUGUUUAUAUAACAAAACCUCAACAAACGAAGGAUUUUCUGUGGGCGGUGUUGGCCCAAUUUCCGAAAUAGACCAACAAGCGUUACCACCAGCUCAGCUCAACCGCUUAACUACUACAUCCAAUGGUGUAAGCACAACGAUCACCGAAGCCAGCAGUCAUUCAACAGAGGACUCCUUCAGUUUCUCAUUCAUUUCGGCCUUAUUAGGUUUGCAUUAAAACGGGAGCAAAGUGUCGAAAAAGAACUUAGUUACACUAAAAAUUAUUUAGAUGUCAAAUUGUUUAUUAAUUUGAGCGAUGACAGCGGCUGUAUAUUACGACUAACGUAGCUUGAAUGUACUUGUGUGUUGCCGUACUCUGCUAAGGAAUGUAAGGCAAAGCCUUUUAACCAUUUAAUAGACUUUUGCUUUUCAAUAUUAUUAUUUAAAUUUCCCCACUGUGGAGAAUUUGUUAGGCUUAAUUCAGUUUUUUGUUUUUGCAUUUCAAUUUGCAAAUUUGUAAUGAAUUUUUAACGUGCAUAAGACUUUUUCAGAAAAGGGGUGUAAUUUAAAAUGUGAUGAUUUGUGAAAGUUGUGCAUGAAUUCGAUUAUAUAAAUAUAAAAAAAUUAUAUUCAAAAUGUUUAGUAAAAUAGCAAAUUAAAUAUUUUAGCUUUUAUGCAAUAAAAAAUAAUAUUUUUUUAUUUGUUACUUUUUCAACUGCUUGAGUUCUAAUUCUAUUCUUAUUUUUCCCAGCACAUUGAAAAGUUUAACUUCAUUUAUUGAUUUAGCAAGUGCAUUUUUUAAAAGCUUGCAAAACUUUCGAAGUGUUAUCAAACAAUAAAAAUGUUAUGUAAAAUCGGAACGGAUUCCUAUUUAUAUGCGGGGAAGGUUGUCACCUCAGCCGAUUUGUUCAAAAUCUAUCAAUAUGGAUUUGGUUAAACAAAUCCUCUAUCUUUACAGUUAUUGUAUUGAUGUUUUCACCACUAAUACUAUAAUUUCCAAAGAAUUGAACUGAUUAUUAAUGUCCUCUUUAGUUAUGCAGAAUUUAAAUAUUUUUAUUAUUUGCUACAUGUAAAAGCAUAAUUUUAGGGGCAUAAUUAAGCAACUAUAACAAACUAAAAUUAUCGGUUUUGUUUGAAUACUUCUAGUGUUUUGCUUAUUUCUUCAUAUCAUAUUUAUUCUUGGCCAGCAAUUUCUUUUAACAAUUGUAAAGAAACGUUUACAAUUUUUUUUUCAUCACACCCCGAAAACUGUAAGGCAAUAUCUUCUGCAUAAGUAGUUUUUUUUUCUAAAUUGAUUGUAUAUUUUUUAACAUAUAAAAUAUGUUAUUAAAAAGAGAUCCAACCUAGUUUUAUUAAAUGUUACGGUAAAUUAUUAAUUAAUCAAAAAUAAUUAUUGAAUAAAAUAAGGAAUUAGGAAAUCAAAAAGCCUAAAUUUUUAUUAAGAAUUGGUUGAGAAGCUCUCUAUUAUUUAUAUAUGUAUAUGUAGGUUUGCUUAAUUUACAAUUUAGAAGAAGUGUAAGAAGUAUUGGCGCAAAUAAAAUAAAAUAUAAAAAAAAUUAAAAGCAUAUUUGAUAACAAAAAUAUUACAUGGUUUACAUAAAAUAAAAAGGAAAGGCCUCAAUAAACACAGAAACCUUUUUGAUUUUCAAACAAUAUUUUUAAUGCAAAAGUACGUUUAUUCGAAACGUAUUUGGUGUCAAUAUGCAUGCUUUGAGGAUAGGGCUUUCAGUGAUAACGUCCAAUACUUCCAAAAACAGUCUUGACCAAAUCGGCAUGUUUUAAAUCAAGAAAUGACACCAUUUUUAUGGUUAAGAAAGUAAUAAAAGUGAAAAAAAUUUAUUUCCUUUUAUUAAUUUAUUUGGAAAAUGCACAAAAAGUGUAGCACACUUUCCAUGCAUACGCCAUAAAUACAAAAUGUAUUUAAAAUUUAAUAUAUACAAUAAUAAAUUGGUAUAAAUACAAAUAAUAUGUAAGCCAAUCAAUUGGUCAAAUUGCUAAAAUUUUUGUGCAAAUAUCUUAAAAACAUUUUUUAACUCAAAUUCACAUACAAAUUGUGAAGGAUGAAAAGCAAGUAUAUAGUAGCUGUAUAUUACAUAAGAAACACAAAUAAGUAGUUAUAAUUCAAUAUUUAUUAUUGAGAAUAAUAUUAAAUGUUUAGACUAACAAAACGCUGUAAACACUAUAUAAUUUGUAGACAUGAAAAUCACAAUUGCAGACUUUGUACGCGACACUGAACUGAAGCAAAGUAGAAUGAGAUGGUAAAAUAAAGUGUACUACUUAUACUGAAUUAAA
Messenger RNA from Bactrocera tryoni, 4371 nucleotides. It is a transcript of the gene Dp, whose product is annotated as transcription factor Dp. The record is from RefSeq and is a predicted model, not a curated record. Gene Ontology annotation, molecular function: DNA-binding transcription factor activity, RNA polymerase II-specific; RNA polymerase II transcription regulatory region sequence-specific DNA binding. The transcript is spliced from 11 exons. Lineage: Eukaryota; Metazoa; Arthropoda; Insecta; Diptera; Tephritidae. Gene Ontology annotation, cellular component: nucleus; transcription regulator complex. The coding region runs from base 701 to 2014 and encodes 437 amino acids. Gene Ontology annotation, biological process: regulation of cell cycle; regulation of transcription by RNA polymerase II.